UCUGCAGUUUGAAUAAUUAACAGAAAUACUCAAAACACAAGUAUAUUUAUAUGGCUGUUGUUGCAGUGAAUUUCAGGUUUAUAAUUAUGUCCUUAAUAUUGCUUCUACCGGUUCUGUUCAUCACUGCAAGUGACACUGAUGCACAUGCCCUCGAAGAUGAAGAAGAUUUUUUCUCAAUUGAAAUGGAGGAACUAAUGCAUGGUGUUCCUGAUGGUGGAGAUGUUGCAACAAAAGGAAGGAAAUUAAUUCAAAACAAAGUCGUCGUUAACGCUGAAAAUGAAGCGGAAAAAUCAAGCGACAAGAAAGGAAAUAAGAUUAGUCAUUUUGAUAGUAAAAGGACGAUGAAGGCACCGGCUGGUUUUGUAGCUUUCAGUGCUGAUUACCAUCCUCCUAGGCAUCAUCCUCCUAAAAAUAACUAAUUUAUGAUAUGCCACUGCUUUUAUAAUUAAAACUCUUACUUCUACUAUGCCUUUUGUUUGCUA
Mercurialis annua (annual mercury) is the source of this 482-nucleotide messenger RNA. RefSeq names its product protein GOLVEN 7. The record is from RefSeq and is a predicted model, not a curated record. Gene Ontology annotation, molecular function: growth factor activity. Gene Ontology annotation, biological process: positive regulation of gene expression; regulation of root meristem growth; cell differentiation. NCBI's taxonomy places the organism in Eukaryota, Viridiplantae, Streptophyta, Magnoliopsida, Malpighiales, Euphorbiaceae. Bases 51 to 419 code for a protein of 122 amino acids. The transcript has 3 exons.